This is a messenger RNA of Pseudogymnoascus verrucosus, 2231 nucleotides long. RefSeq lists its product as uncharacterized. NCBI's taxonomy places the organism in Eukaryota, Fungi, Ascomycota, Leotiomycetes, Thelebolales, Thelebolaceae. The record is from RefSeq and is a predicted model, not a curated record. The transcript has 4 exons. The coding region runs from base 78 to 2159 and encodes 693 amino acids.
UGAAAUUUACUUGCUGAGAAUGCGCGCUUGCAAUUACCAAACAAGCUCGUAACUUCUUAGCUAUCAGUUAUCGCCUUAUGUCACGGAGUCAAGAUCCAGCCAGGGCGCUUAGAACAGAAAAAACCCGCAGAAACGCCCCAUUGACGUCUAGAAUUGGUAGUCUAAAACGGAAUCUGACCAACUCUAUCGGAAUUGGUAGAACUCACAGCCAACAAGACGACACAAUUGCAAGAAUGUCUCCUUCGCAAAAUAAACAACGUGGAAAGCGAACCACAUCAACCACGGACAAUGAGCUACCGAGGACCAACGGACAAAGCGGUAGCCAGUCUAAUAACAGCACCAACCGCGAGUCAAGCAAUGCUCCUUCAGUUUCCCAGCCGGAGACAGACCUAAGCCCUCUAGCUCAAGAGCUUCGCGGGGCGUCUGAGCAGUUGUCAAAUAUUCAGAAGGCCAUUGGAGCUAUAACUGCGUCGUGUAUCCAACAUGCAGACGAUAUUACUCAGAUUCCGGAGUUUCGAGAGAAAUAUGAGAGCCUAAGGAAGGAAGUCGAGAACAAAGACAUAAUAAUUGCAAAUCUACGGACUGCCUUGGAUGUCCUAGAUGAGAGAGCUGCUUAUAAAGAAAAAGCUGCCGCAGAUGAUAUCGAGGCCAAUUUAGCAGAAGGGAGGAGGCUAGAACAAGAGAAAGUAGAAUUUGAACGGCAAAAGAAAGCAGCAGCUGAGGGGUUGAAGGAACAAGAGUCGAAAUUGAAAGACGAAGUUACCAAAACGAUAUCGCGGCGAGAGGAAGAACAAGAUAAGAAGUUCAGUGCCCAAAGGAAAGCUCUAGAAAAUGACAUAGAAAAGCGGAAGAAAGACCAAGAGGAAGAACUCGGAAAUUUGAAAACAAAAACUGAAAAGGACCUUGAGACGAUUGGUAAACUCAAGGCGCAGAUUGACAAGCUGCGAUUUCAGUCGAAAAAAGAGGUUCAGAAAUAUGAAGAUGAGAAAAGGCUAAAGGAAGUGUACAAGCAGGACAUAGAAGGACUUGAGGGAGAGUUGAAGAAUCUACAGGAAGAAUUUUCGUUGAGCAGCGAACCUCUCGAAUACUACCAAAGCGAAUUCCUUAAUAUCUCAGGCGCAAUACAGAAUAUCGCCGUCCGAUAUCUAUCUAGAGACUUAAAUAAAGAGGAGGUUGCAACUUUGCCUAGUGAAAUUCCUGUCGCUGACGUAACAUUUUCCGAUGUCCCUUUCUCAAAUACCGAAACUUCGAGGCAGCUUAGAAUUGCCCAUUCCCAGCGGGUAAUUGCAGACGCUGUACAUGGUACAGUUUGGCAGCCAUUUUCUUCCGAUAUAACGACGGAUGAUUCGAAAUUGUCUAAGCUUCUUCAGGAUGUAGGAGCCGCAGUUGGUACUAGUCGUUCAGCAGAUGUCUGGAGAGCAGUCACGAUGCGUGCACUUAAAUCCAUAUCCAAUGCUCAUACACAGACACAACACAGUCCGUCCCAACCAUUGAGCGUGGCACAUGCCAUCCAGAGCAGGGAAGACAAACUUAUGGAGCUCGUUCUAUCUGUUCUUGGCCCGUUACUAGACCCGUUAGAUUUGCUUCAGUUCAAAGCCGACCUUCUACAGAUCACUAAACAAGCAAUCUCAGUCUGGACUUCUGCUCAAGCCGACGAACGGACAUUCACUGUCAAUCCAAAACUUAAUCAAGGAAACAAACAUGACUGGAAGAUCGCAACCCUUGAUUAUGCCCCCUUUUAUGUUGACAAUAGCAGUCAAGUAGUAGGUCCAAUGAGGCGAAAUGCAGCUGGAGUUUUUACCCUGUUUCCAAUCAUCACUGCUACGAAGCGGAUUCAGGGUCAGAAAGUGGGUCUGGCACCCCCUGGUAGUUGGCCUGGCAAAGACCAGCAGCAAGUUCUAAAUGCAGAAGUUACACUCAUACAUGACAGUCUUGGCCUUCCGCAGGAUUCAGAUAUAGUUCAGGCGGGGAUAUCGGAAAGGGAAGAAGUUAUAAAGAUGAGAUUGGUACACGAAGAAGAAUGGAACCAGAAAAUUGCCGAGAAAGUAGCCCAUACUAGAAACAACUCUACGGCUGGUGCCAUGUCCGGGCCACCAAGCCCAUCUGCGUCGUGGGGUAUGAAUAAGCUGAGCAGUCAGAAGUCCGAGACUGGAAAGUGAAUAAAACACUGCACUGGUAUGGGUAGGUUUGUUAUCUACGUGUUGUGGUGGUCAUCUUGGUUUACAAUGGAG